Messenger RNA from Cyprinodon tularosa, 4910 nucleotides. It is a transcript of the gene pik3r2, whose product is annotated as phosphoinositide-3-kinase, regulatory subunit 2 (beta). The record is from RefSeq and is a predicted model, not a curated record. The coding region runs from base 648 to 2822 and encodes 724 amino acids. Gene Ontology annotation, biological process: insulin receptor signaling pathway; phosphatidylinositol phosphate biosynthetic process. The transcript has 16 exons. Gene Ontology annotation, molecular function: protein binding; 1-phosphatidylinositol-3-kinase regulator activity. Gene Ontology annotation, cellular component: phosphatidylinositol 3-kinase complex. Lineage: Eukaryota; Metazoa; Chordata; Actinopteri; Cyprinodontiformes; Cyprinodontidae.
CCACCCCCGUGCUGAGCUGGAAAAUGGCUGAGCUUAGGGACAGGCAGUUAUGAACAGAAGCUCUGCGCAGUUCACUGUUAAAUCAGAGCUGCUGUAGAUUCUCACCCACCGAGGAAACUGGAGCUGUCUGCCGGGAGCCGCACACUUCCUCACGGAGGCUUUAACUCCGAUGAAGCGCCGCUGCAGAGAGAGGUCAGUCGUCAAUCCUUCCCGUUAAUUUGAACGCAUUCGAAGGAACUACGGAGCUUUCCGCUCCACGUUUUCCUCCCAACUUAGACGUCUGUUUGGAGCGUGGAGAUCCAGCGACGCCAUCCUUCACCACAGCAACCAAAGCAGUGCCGGAGUUGAGUUUUUUUUGAAGGAGCAUGUUGCCGACGCUCUCCCUCUGCUCCAUCAUUUGGCUUAACCGGGGUAUCAAGCUGAGGAAAGUGCAGGGGCGCAGCAACACCAGUCAGCUCUGAAGCUGCUGCUGCCACCUCCCCGUUACAGCAGCUCUCUUAUGAAGCGGUAAAAAUGCUUCUAAGCUUUGGGUGACUUGCUCCUCCUUCAGUCUAGACACCAACAGCACCUUCCAGUGACUCCGCUCCAGCUUCAGUUUCUUUAAAGACCAAGCGGUUAUCAAAAAAGGAACUCAUCUGCUCUACAAAAUGGCGGCCGAGGGUUUCCAGUACCGUGCCCUCUACUGGUUCACCAAGGACCAGGAGGAGGACUUGGAUCUCCAGCCAGGAGACCUCCUGACUGUCAGCAAGGCCUCUCUGGUGUCGAUGCUGACCUACGAGGAGGGCUGUGAGGAGCACCCGCAGCGUCUAGGCUGGCUCCUAGGGUACAACAAACGCACCAAACAGAGAGGCGACUUCCCAGGAACGUUCGUGGAGUUUGUUGGCCCGGUUAAAAUGGCCCACCCAUCGAGUCAACCAAGGUCCCGGCGGCCUCUCCCUGCUGCUCCCGUUCCAGAAUCGUCUCAUGCUGUUCCUGUGCCAGAGCUCACUGAGCAGUUCACACCACCAGAGACGGCUCCCCCAGCCCUCAUCAGCCUGAUCCAAGCCUUAGAACACAGAGGUCUGGACAGCAAAACCUUGUACAGAAGAGAAAGCCCCUCAGACGGCUCUGUGUACACUCUGAGCACCGAAGGCGAUGCUGCUCAGGGCGACGUCGCUUCCUUGUCUGAGAGUAUCCUGAGCUACCUGAGAGACCUCCCAUCACCUCUCAUCCCUGAAUGCAUCUAUCCGCAACUUCAAGCCGCCAUCUUGCAGCAGUCAGGAGAAGGAGCUGUUGCUGCGGGUCAUGACAGAGAGGUCAGCCGUGUUCUGGAGAACUCUACGGAGGUGCCUCUUCAUCAUCGCCUCACCCUGCAGUACCUCUUCACACACCUGACCAAGGUGGCCCAGGCUUGGGCCAGCAACGGCCUGGACGCUCACACUCUGGGGAAGGUUUUUGGACCCCUUCUGAUUCGGACGGCCCCCUCUGCCCCGGGGUCUUCAUCGGAGGAGGACUUCCCCAGCCUAGUGGUGGAGAGGCUGCUGGUAGAGAGAACCGCACAGCAGGACCUUCCUCCUCCCGUUCUUCCAGCAAAGCCAAUCAAAUCCAAAUUAACUCCAUCAGAGAUGACAGAUACAAGCAGCCUGUUGAACGAUGCAGAGUGGUACUGGGGAGAUAUUUCCAGAGAGGAGGUGAACGAGAAGUUACGAGACACUCCAGAUGGGACCUUUUUGGUGCGAGACGCCUCCAGUAAGCUGGAGGGCGAAUACACGCUGACUCUGAGGAAAGGAGGGAACAACAAGUUGAUCAAGAUUUAUCACCAGGAGGGUCGUUACGGGUUCUCAGAGCCUCUAACCUUCCGGUCUGUGGUGGAGCUCAUCAAUCACUACCGCCACGAGUCUCUGGCUCAAUACAACGCCAAGCUGGACACCAAGCUUCUCAACCCCAUCUCCAAAUUCCAGCAGGUGGUUAAGGAGAACAGCAUAGAGGAAGUCGGAGAGCAGCUCAAGGUCUAUCAUGAGCAGUACCAGGAGAAGAGCCGCGAGUACGACUCUCUGUACGAGGAGUACACACGCACCUCACAGGAGCUGCAGAUGAAGCGAACAGCCAUCGAAGCUUUCAAUGAAACCAUCAAGAUCUUUGAAGAGCAGUUUGAGACUCAGGAGAAAUACAGCAGAGAGUCUUUGGAGCGAUUCCAGCGGGAGGGCAACGAGAAGGAAAUUCAGAAGAUCCAGAACAACUCUGAGCGUUUAAGGUCCCGUGUGAAAGAGAUUCAUGACAGCAAACGUAAACUGGAGCAAGACCUGAAAGAGCAGGUGUCUGACAACAGGGAGAUCGACAAGAAGAUGAACAGCCUGAAGCCGGAUCUCAUGCAGCUUCGCAAAAUCAGGGACCAGUACUUGAUAUGGUUGACGCAGAAAGGAACGAGGCAGAAGAAGAUCAACGAAUGGCUGGGCAUAAAGAACGACGCCGAUGACUCCUACUCUCUGGACGAAGAUGAAAGCUCACCUCACCAUGAUGAGUGCACGUGGUACGUUGGCGACAUCAGACGCACACAGGCUGAGGAAAUGUUGAGAGGCAAAUGCGAUGGAACAUUUCUCAUCCGAGAGAGCCAAUCCCAGAAGGGCUCUUACGCCUGUUCUGUUGUCGUCGACGGCGACACCAAGCACUGUGUCAUCUACAAGACGUCCACAGGCUAUGGAUUCGCUGAGCCUUACAACCUCUACGCGUCUCUCAGAGUGCUGGUGCUCCACUACAAAAACGUCUCCUUGGCCCAACACAACGACCAGCUGAAUGUAAACCUAGCCUACCCGGUGUUGGCCCGCUCCCAGAACCAGAAGUAGAACCAGCAUGAAUAUUGUAACCAGCAGGUGAUGGGGUACCAAACCUCUGUAAACUGUGUCGGGUGAGAAGCGCUCACCGUCUCUGUUUUAAAGAAAAAAGUUUAUUUUAUUUUUUUUUGGUUUGGGCCUGAUGUAUCAAUUCUGACUCCUGGAUAGGUACCGAAACAUCUGCCUUUUAAUUUAAGCCUGUUGUGGUUGGCAUGACCUGAAUGACUUAGAAUUUACACAGGCCUGAUAUAUUAACUAACUUUACCCCGGUCCUUUAAAGCCUGGCAUACCCUGUGCGAUAUAUUACUGGGAAGAAGAAGAAGAAGAAGUCCCUUGUUUGUUGGUAAAUCGGCUCGUAGCUCAGCUUCAACAGCAGGAUUUGCCCACGAACGCCUCACAACGGCCGACUGAAAUUCAAACAUGUUUGAUUUUCUCCCGACCUUAAGAUUCCUGAUCAGGAGGUGGUCGUUAGAGGCUAACCCCUCGUUACCCCCUGUAUACAACACAACGCACGAUCAGGCCGAAAGUCGUCACCUUCGAAAAAAGUCCUGGCACGACCGCAGAAUCGUGUUUGUUUAUCUUACAGCGUAUGCCCGGCUUAAAGGAACCUCUUUGAUAGAAAACCUGGCCUAGCAAUAAGCACACCACUACUGAUCCAGGUACUUAAUCCGAAAUGAUCAAAGUCAGCCUCUACAUCAGGCUGAAACAAUCCUACUGUGUCAAGUAUAAGUAAAAAACAAAGACAUAGAAGUUAGAUUGUUAAAGGAAGACGAAAAAAGCACAAAUGAGUCUUUUAAGACUGCACAAAAAAAACAGAAAGAACACGUUGUGAAGACAAUUAGAAGACUUUUGUUUGUUUUUUUUUGUUUUUUUACAAAAUAUUUGUCCUUAAACUCUGUAUAAACCAACCCUAGACUUUCAACAAACUACUCAGAAACACAAGUUGUGGUUUUUAAAUCCCCAACAGAAGGUUAGGGGUUUGGAUUUAGGGCUUUUUAAAGAGUCAAAAUAAAAUGAUAGCUUGACGCAAAUUCUUAAAGAAGCACCACAGGGUUAACUUUUAGUGACCGUCGGCGUCUGUUACUUUAGAUUUUAAGGGUUGAAAUGCACAGAUAUCAACGUGGGGAACGCUAAGCUUUAAAAUGUACAUGCAGGUCUAUUGUUUUAUAGAAUCAGUCAUUUCCAACUGCUUCGUUGCGUUGCUUCCUCUCUGGGUCUCUUUUUUUGAACCAAUGGGAGGAAGAUCAGCACAUGUUGUAUAGAAGCAAAUGCAAGGUACAUAUUCUGUGUAUUGUCAGGAAAAAAAAAAUCCAUAGUUUGAAUCACAGUAUACUAGAUUGCAGGUCUAUUACAAACCUAGGUCAUAUUUUUUAUUUAUUUUUUUCUUUAUAUUACCAUAGCACCCGUAGCUAGUGACACGCAGCACUGUUAUUGCUCUUCUCAUGUGUGUUAUUUCACUUUGGUACUGCCGCUCGUCGGCUAGCCGCUUCUCUGAUUCUCUCUUCGGUACUAGCAUAGUUAUUUUUCUUCUGAGAUAAAUGUUUGCUUUCGUUUCUUUAACGCUUUGUUUCGGAUGGUACUUUGUGACUCAGAGACCUGUAGAGCAUUAAUGUGCAAAAAAGAGAAAAGAAGGCAGUAAUAUAUGUGGUGUAAAGUAUAUCUUAGACACACAUGCUGUAGGCGUACGCGACUUUCAGAGUUUCUUUGGUUCUGUUCGAAGGAUGCGGACGAUUUAUCAAAUGUGAGCCCAGAGAAGGAUUGUUCUCUCUCAGCUCGUCCUUCUGCCGUUCAGUACGGAGAUUACCGUUUGAGUUGUUGCUUUGUUAUUUGAAAAGAGCGGUUGAAAAUCCGCUGAUUUGUAGUACUUUGGUCCUGGUGUGGUCCUAAAAACACACUAAAUGCAUACAGCACAAGUUCCUGAAUCUUUAGGUUAUGGCGUCUGUGCUGUGUUGGGGCAGUGAUCUCUAUGGGCUACGUUCACAACACAGGUCUUGAUGCUCGAUUCCAAAUUUUUUAUUUAUUUAUUUUUUUGCUCAAAUAAGCUUUUCAUACGACUCAAUAAACUCGACCGCCAUUAAUAAACUCAGACUGCUGUCUGAA